AUGGCGCAGGGCCACUUGCUCCCUAUGCUCGACCUGGCGCGCCUCAUCGCAGGUCACGGCGCGCGCGUCACCGUCGUGCUGACGCCCGUGAACGCCGCGCGCAACAGGCCCUUCCUGGAGCACGCCGCGCGGGCGGGGCUUGCCGUCGAGUUCGCCUUCCCGGGACCCGCGCUGGGCCUGCCCGAGGGCUGCGAGAGCGUCGACAUGGUGACGGACCUGUCCCUCAUCGUCCCGUUCUACGACGCCAUGUGGCUUCUCGCCGCGCCGCUCGAGGCGUUCCUCCGGUCGCUGCCCCGGCGCCCCGACUGCCUCGUCGCCGACUCGUUGGGCCCCUGGACGGCGGGCGUCGCGUGGCGCGUCGGCGUCCCGCGGUUGGUGCUCCACGGGCCGUCCGCGUUCUACCUCCUCGCCGUGCACAACCUCGCCAAGCACGGCGCGUACGACCGCGCCGCCGGCGACUUGGAGCCGUUCGAGGUGCCGGACUUCCCGGUGCUCGCGGUUGUCAACAGGGCGACUUCGCUUGGGUUCUUUCAGUGGCCAGGGAUGGAGAGGUUCCGGCGGGAGACGCUGGAAGCCGAGGCUACCGCUGACGGCCUGCUCGUCAACACCUGCUCGGCCUUGGAGGGCGCGUUCGUCGAGGGCUACGCGGCGGCGCUCGGCCGGAAGGUUUGGGCUGUCGGGCCGCUCUGCCUCACCGACACCGACGCGGCCACGAUGGCGGGUAGAGGCAACCGCGCGGCGAUGGACGCCGAGCACAUCGUGUCCUGGCUCGACGCGCGGCCUGCAGCAGUUCGAGGCCGCUUCAAGGACUACGGCCUCGUCAUCCGCGGGUGGGCGCCGCAGAUGACCAUCCUGUCGCACCCCGCCGUCGGCGGCUUCUUGACGCACUGCGGGUGGAACUCGACGCUCGAGGCCAUCUCCGACGGCGUGCCGCUGCUGACCUGGCCGCAGUUCGCCGACCAGUUCCUGAACGAGGCGCUGGUCGUGGACGUGCUCGGCGUCGGCGUCCGCGCCGGCGUGAAGGUCCCGGCCACGCACGUGAUGCUCCUGAAUCCCGGGGACCCGCUGGUGGUGCAGGUCGGGAGGGACGAUGUGGAAAGGGUGGUGGCCGAGCUGAUGGACGACGGGCCAGCCGGCGCAGCGCGGCGGGCCAAGGCGAAGGAGCUCGCCCACAGUAAGGUGGCCGCGGUGACCAAGGGCGGUUCGUCGGACAUGGACGUGAAGAACAUGCUCCGGCAUGUCGUGGAGCUGUCGCCAAAGGAUGAACAAUUGGUCCUCGGUGCGGCGGAGGCUGGAGCGCCCGUCCUGCCUCGUACCGGCUCCGUCCUGUCCCCGUCGCCUCGACGCCGCUGGAGCUCCCGUCGCCUCGACGCCCUUCCCGCUGAUGCCGGCAGAGUUGUAAAGAUUUUUGGUAAGGAGAAGAAGAAAGAACUAGACACAAUAGAUAGCUUCGCCUGUGAGAAUUGA
Molecule: messenger RNA, 1467 nt
Organism: Miscanthus lutarioriparius
Lineage: Eukaryota; Viridiplantae; Streptophyta; Magnoliopsida; Poales; Poaceae
Source: the annotation of a GenBank genome assembly